GCCCGGGACGGGACGGGCUCCGACCCGCUCCGUUCCACGCGGGGCCGCCGAGUCACUGCCGGUGCGGUGCCGCUCCGGCUCCGCAUCCGCGCCGUCUCUCGUGGCCCCGCCGCCCUGCGGGUCCCGGUCCGGUCCGUGCCGUGCUGCUAGCACCGAGACAGCUCCCCUCUCCUCUUCAGCACAAUGGCCUGCCAAGAGAGUGAGUACCUGGAUGACCAGAAGAAAUGUGUCCCCUGCAGGAAGUGCAUGCCCGGGCAGGAGCUUUCCAAGGACUGCGGCGAUGGCAGCGGCGGGGACGCGCAGUGCGUGGCCUGCCCUCCCAGGAAGUUCAAGGACCGCUGGGGCCACCACGGCUGCAAGCCCUGCCUGUCCUGUGCCCUCAUCAACCGCCUGCAGAAGUCCAACUGCACAGCCACGGCCGAUGCCGUCUGCGGGGAGUGCCUGCCGGGGUUCUACAGGAAGGCGCGGAUCAGCGGGCAGCUGGAGUGGGAGUGCAUUCCCUGCACCAAGCAGACGCCGUCCUCCGAGCCACAGUGUCGCUCCAGAACAAACCUGGUGAAGGUCGCUGUCCCUACUGUACCACCACAGGACACAGCCCUUCUUGCACUGACCAGCAGUGCCCUGGUCAUCAUUGUCCUGGUGCUGCUGGCACUUUCCAUCAUCUACUGCAAGCGAUUCUGGAAAAGCCAGUGCCAGAGAGUCUUCCUGAGGACUCAGAACUUCUCGGGCCAGCGAGCAACGUUCCCAACUGCAGCAGCACCUGGCAGGUUCCUGUGUGAGGAGCAGAUGUCCGGACCCUGCUGCCUGGGUGUGAAGAAUUUGAGCCCUUGCUACAGGCAGGCAGAAGGCCCCGUGGAAGCAGUGAAGUUCAUUUCUGAUGGGGAAGCCGUGGGUCUCCAGCUGCCCUCUCUCCAGCCAGAGAUGGACUUGCCCCCAGCCAUUGCAGCCAGCACUGCCUCCAAGGCCCAGCUGGGCAGGAGCCUCCUGGAAAGCCAGCCCCUGAUCCGGGCCUCAGGCCACGGUGACUGCCUGGAGGGGGUCCUGCUGCCCCCCACCCCCAGGCAGGGCACGGUGGAGGCCCUGGUCCCCCUCUCCUCCUGCGCCUCCGAGAUGCAGCACAAGUGGCCCCAUGCACCCGUGGAGUGCACUGAGCUGGACCUCCAGAAGUUCUCCAGCCAGGUGGAAUUUGUGGGUGGUGGGCAGCUGGAGGACGCCGCCGGCCGGGCUGUGGAGAGGAUUCCAGCAGAGAGCAGUGCUGGGGUGCAGGAGAGGGCUCAUCACCUGCCCACAGCUGAAAUCCCACCUGGGGAGCAGCCGGUGGAUGAUGCCCAGAGCCUGGUGACUCAGAUCAGCAGCACGGCUGGUGGUCUCCCCAUAGCAGAGCUGCCCCAUUCCUUGGUGCAGUCUCUGGCCUUCCUGUUGGACCCUUCCUUGAGCGGUGUGAAGAACUUCAGCCACGUGGCUCUGGAGCUGGGGCUGAUGCCGCAGCUGCUGGGGCGGAUCUCGGGCUUUGAGCAGCUGGUGGCACACUUCACCUCUGCAGGAGCUGUGGUCACCGUCCCGCUGCUGGCGCGGGCGCUGCAGCGGCUCCAGCGCUUCGACGCCCUCCUCCUGCUCUGCGACCACUUCACGCUGAGCCCCGCGCCCGACCGCCAGCGCUAGGGCACACCCAGGGACAGAGGAGCUCCAGGCACUGCUGCCCCACCGGCCUGCAGGCACAGAACCUCCCUGGGGUGCGUGGCAGGAGGACACAGAGAUGGUUUUUGCGUUAUGGAGUGGACAUGAAGGGGCGUCUCUGCACAGGGGCUCAGGAAGCACAGCUGUGCCUUUUCCUUGCUCAGGCCCCUCCAGAGGCUGUUUUUUCUCUAGCUGUGACACCCUUCCCUGUUGGUUGCUGUGCUGCCCAUACUGUGGUGCUCUGGCUCUGCAGUGAGCCCUGUUCUGCCCCACUGUUGCCAUGGGGUUCCUCAGCCAUGGGGCUCGGUGUCCAUGGGCAGUGCCCUCCUAUGAGCCCAGCCAUCUCCUCCCUUCCAUUCCAGCUUUCCCAUCCCUCCUCUGGCCCGUGCUCUGCUUUCCUGGGUGCCAGUUGCCACUUUCUCAGUUUACUUUUCAGUUGCUUCUCUUCCUCUGUGCUGCGAUUUCCUUGGCAGAGGACCUGACCAUGGCUGAUGUGCCAGGCUCCAGCCUUUGUCCCUCUGUGCCACCCUGGCACCUUCCUCUCGUGCCCGUUGGUGGUGCAGUGUAGCAUCCUGGCACGAGUUUCAGGCUGACUCUCGUGAUGAGCUGAUGUAAGCCCUCGUUGGGCUGUGGCUGCUGGCCAUGGGCAGGUGCUGGCUCACCCCAGCCCCGUGGCUGUUCACUGCCCAUUGCCUCCAAGGCUUCACAAACUGCCUGUGGUGGCACAGGGUCUCAGGGGCAGGGACACUGCCCUGUGGGUGGCAGCUGAGGCUGAAGCUGUGCCUGUGGUCACAGGCAGCGGUGAUGUUCCUGCGCCAGCCACAGCAGGAGCUCCUCCAGAAGCUCCUCCUCUUUUAAAAUAACAUUUUUCUUUUUAUUUUCCUGCCUAAAAAUGGCCUGAUUUCUCAUUCCUGGGAGUUGCUACUGGGAAGGGGGAGCACCCUUCUGCUUGGUAUUUCAUCCUGGGGGAUUUGUCAUGACUUGCCAUGGUCUUGCUGUCACCCUGCGCUGUGCCUGAGCCUGGGGGCUGCAGGCAGCUGGGCUGUUCCCGGUGUGCCCUGGCCAUGGGGCUGUGCUGGUGGCCCUGGACAGCAGUGGGGGCUGCAGGACACGUUCCUGAGCGGGGCAGAGCAGUGUGGGGGUGGCCGGGCUCACAGAGGGGUCACGGGCAGGACAGCUGCCAGCGGGGCUGUGGCUGUGGCUGUGGCUCAGCUCCCAGCAGAGCUGCUGCUGGUAACACCAGGGCUGAGGGCUCAAUCCCUCUGUGGGCCAUUCACUUCAGAGUUAAACUCUGUGAUCUUUGUGGUCCCUUCCAACUCAGGGUGUUCUGUGAUGUGGUGUCACCCCGGCUGUCCUGAGACUGGCAGACAGCAUCGCUGGGGCUGAGCUGGUGGCACUUGCUUUGUCCCUCACUGCGCGGCUGGGGCUGCUCUCUGCUGUCCUGCCUGUCACCGGGGUCUCAGCACGAGCUGGUGGUGUGGUGGUCACCAGCAAGUGGCACUGUUACCCCACUGCCUGCUGCCCCCUCCCAGACCCCACAGAAUUCUCCUUUAUCUGACCACGGUACCUCAAAGAAGCAGAUGCCCCUCUAGGAAGGCAGAUCUCCCCCACACCCCAGGGAGCAAUAGCUGCUGGUGUUUUCUUUCCCUGUUUAAAGAUGUUGGGGCUUGAGCACACCCAGGAUGUGCUCAGACAAACAAAGGCAUGGGCAGUUGGAGCUGGACCUGGCACUUUCCCUCACUGCUUGUUUCUUCCACAGUCAAGGUCGUUUUAUUGCUCUUUGCUCCCCAAGACCUACAGCGUUGAACUUUGAGCCAUGUGGGGCCAGGAUUAGUCAGACUCUUGCUGCACUCUUGGACUGUUAGGGAGUGUUGCUAUAGCACACACAGCCUGGGGCCAGGGAUUUCCUGUUGGAGGCUUUUCUGUGGCAGGGAGAGUGCUGGGUUGAAUCACCUCACAAAAUCCAAUAAAUAUUUAAUCCCUCUGUGGACAUAGUCACUUCCAGCGGGAAGGAAAAGAACUUCACCCACUGCCUCUGAGUAAGAGCCUCCCUGCAGCUCAGUUUGCUGGCCCUGGCUUUGAAGUUGGAACUGGACUGGCAGCUUGUCCUGUGUGCUCUGUGUCACCAGCGUUUUGGUCACUUGGAGUGCACAGAGCAGUGGCAGCCAGGCAGGAUGGCAGAGCCAGCCUGCUCCUGUCAGGAGCAGGACAUGGGCAGGAAGGGCUGGUAAAUUAAAACUCUGGAUCAUGGGGAUGUGUCACAGGUGUAUGCUGCAAAUCUCUUCACAUGCUGGGCAGCUCCAUUGGUGUGCCAGAGUGGGGCUCUGGGCCAAGCAAAUGAAGUGAGGAUUUAGUUCAUUUGUUAAGGGGUUUUUCUCACUUUUUAUAAAGAAAUCAACCUCAUAGCUUUUAAGGUAAACUUACUUUUCAGUUGUUUGAUGUCUGAGCAAUAUUACUUGUACUCAAAACUCACCCCUGCCUCGAGGGUGCUGUGCUGGGUGUGGGUAUGGGCCAUGCCACACAGGCUGUGUGCCAUGCCACAGCUCCUGCCCUGCUGGUGCUGCCCCUCAGGCCCUGGCUGUGCCACAGGGUGUGCUGCCUCAGCACAGGCUGGCAGGGACUGGUUUUAUGUGUGUUUGAAGUGUUCUGGGUUCCCCCUCAGAGCCUCACCUGUGGUGUCAGUGCAAGUCUCACUGGCUGGUGCUCCAGCAGGGCUGGACACUGCACAGGAGCCCUGCAGGACGUGGCUUUUCAGCAGGGAGGCUCCCCCAGCUCCCAGCCAAAGGCUGCUCCCCACUCUCACUGUGCUCGUGGCAGGCGCCUUCCUUCAGCUGUAAACCAGCUGUGUUUACAAGGGCCAAAAGUUCAACAGGUAGCCUUUAGCCCACCCUAAGACCACCUGGCCAGGCUGCCUCGAGCCCAGCCAGAGCCCUCAGGGAACCAUGAGAGCCUAGAAAACAGGGAGAUGCUGUGACUCAGACAUCAGAACAACAGUGAUCCCUGAGCAGGGAACUGCUUCACUGGGGAACCAAUGGACUUGAUACUUGACUUUUGCUUUUUAAUAGUAUUUUCAACAUAGCACAUAGAAUCUAAGGUAGGGAAAUUCCUGUAGUGCUGGAUCUCACGUCACAGCCUCAGGAAGCCAUUUGUGCCAAGCUGGCAUGGCUCACAGAGAGGUGAAAGAAAUCAAAUAACUCUGAUAUCUGUGCAAACUUGAGCUAGGACUGAACAGUGGAAACACUCCAGUGCAGUGGGGUUAUUUUUUUACAAGUGAUUGGUUUCCACACCAGUCCUGCCUGGAAGUCUGAUUUGCAGAGGAAUUUGUAUGAUAAGUUUAAAUCUAGCCCUGUUCUGGGAAGCUCUUAAGCAUAGACUUAAAAUAGGCACAUACUUCACUGUUGUUAAAGUGUUUAUUCUGGUGAACAAUUGGUGAACAUCCCUCGGGUGCUGUUCCUGAACAAGGGGCUCAUGAGAGCUCUCCCUCCAAUGUGCUUUUACAGAAAUAGCAAUACUGAAGAAGACUUGGUGUUACUGAUCUGGGCACACUUCUUGGAAGAGUCUGCAAGUGUUGGGGGGAGAUACCCCCUCCAUGUUGGAUUAUUUAAUUCUUCAGACUCUGGUGCUUUUCAAAAAAACAAAUCACUACAUUUCUGUAGCCAUGGUUUACCCAAGGGAAUAUGUGUUGUUUUUUAUGGUAGAUGUUAUUUUUCUUUAAGGUUACGAAUAGGUUAUUUAUAUUUUUGUAAAUUCUGUGCCAUUACCGUUGUAAUUCUGCUGUAGCAUUAUUUCUGUUGGGUUUGGGGUGUUUGUCUGUAUUCAAAUCAGGCAGAAGCUGAAGCUCCUGCCCCCUGUUAGUGGAAGGGAGUUGGUCCCUCACAUUCCUCCAGACCUGGUGCUCUUGAGUGAUGUGUGUUUGUAGUUCAAUAAAUUUU
Camarhynchus parvulus is the source of this 5609-nucleotide messenger RNA. It is a transcript of the gene EDA2R, whose product is annotated as ectodysplasin A2 receptor. Gene Ontology annotation, cellular component: plasma membrane. The record is from RefSeq and is a predicted model, not a curated record. NCBI's taxonomy places the organism in Eukaryota, Metazoa, Chordata, Aves, Passeriformes, Thraupidae. Gene Ontology annotation, biological process: tumor necrosis factor-mediated signaling pathway; positive regulation of JNK cascade; positive regulation of canonical NF-kappaB signal transduction. The coding region runs from base 184 to 1662 and encodes 492 amino acids. Gene Ontology annotation, molecular function: protein binding; tumor necrosis factor receptor activity. The transcript has 9 exons.